AUGGCUGAACUUUUCGACUUCGAACUUUUGGACUCUGCGGAGGAUUUCGUGAUCCUGGGACCGGAUCCCAUGGAGCAGGAGGUGGCAGCCGCUGAGACUGCCCAGAUUGCAGCUGAUCAAGAUGAGAUGGCCAUUUUGGCAGAUUACGUGAUCCCUGCGGACAAGACUCCCGCCGACCUUGGAGCGGGACUUGGAGGCGAUGGUGAGUGGCAUCACCUCUCUCUCCUUGCAGGCCCCUGCGGAGGCCUCUGCUGGACUUGCGAGCCCUACUUCGGCUUCUCCUCCUACGGCAUCUUCUGCGGUGCCUCUGGCCCUGAUACUGAGAUUCCGUCAGCGAGUCCCUCUGAAACUGGUGCCUUGGAUGGGGGUGACCAUUCGAGAGACUUGGCAGGUGCUUCACGCCCUGAUACCGAGACUCACCCGGAUGUGUCAUCCUCCCCUGUGCCGGCCUCAGGGGCUUUGUCGCUGCUGGGCAAGCAGCUGCCGCCGGUGCCUUCCUCGACUUUGCGGACGAGCCUGGACACUGAGGUUCCGAUGGAGCAGCGCUUGCAGGAUCCUGUGACCUACUCCUUUGCCCAGGACGGGAACAAAGGAAUUUGCUUUGCAAUGG
Messenger RNA from Durusdinium trenchii, 610 nucleotides. The record is from the annotation of a GenBank genome assembly. Lineage: Eukaryota; Dinophyceae; Suessiales; Symbiodiniaceae.